Toxotes jaculatrix (banded archerfish) is the source of this 2325-nucleotide messenger RNA. Its product is annotated as protocadherin gamma-A10-like. The transcript has a single exon. The record is from RefSeq and is a predicted model, not a curated record. Gene Ontology annotation, cellular component: plasma membrane. Gene Ontology annotation, molecular function: calcium ion binding. Bases 16 to 2325 code for a protein of 769 amino acids. Gene Ontology annotation, biological process: homophilic cell-cell adhesion. Lineage: Eukaryota; Metazoa; Chordata; Actinopteri; Toxotidae.
UCUAUCCCAGAGGAGAUGAAGAAAGGCUCUCUGAUCGGUAACGUAGCACAAGAUCUUGGCUUGGAUCUGAAAAGGCUCCGUUCUGGCCGGGCCCGGAUUGUGAGCGGAGAAAACACCCAGUACAUAGAACUGAAGGCAGACAAAGGGAUUUUAGCAGUGAAUGAGAGAAUAGACCGAGAGCAGCUUUGUGGCGACGUGACACCGUGCAGUUUCAGCUUCGAAAUCAUUUUGGAAAAUCCGAUCGAGUUGCAUCGUAUCGUGGUCGAAAUACUGGAUGUGAACGACCAUUCCCCCGUGUUUAGAAAUAACCACGUACAAAUGGAAAUAAGCGAGUCCGCUGUGAUCGGGUCUCGCUUCGUGCUGGAAAGUGCGGAUGACCCAGACGUGGGACUAAAUGGACUGCAACAAUAUGUUUUAAGCAGCAGUGACAAUUUUGUCCUGAAAAAACACGCCAACCCAGACGGCAGUAAAUUUGCAGAAAUUAUCCUUCAGAAACCGCUGGACAGAGAGGCGCAACCCCGCCUCUCCUUUAAACUGAUAGCAGUGGACGGUGGAACGCCGCAGAGAUCUGGCACAGUAAAUAUUGAUAUCACAGUGUUAGAUGUCAACGAUAAUCCUCCAGUAUUUAACCAGUCUAUUUACAGGGCAACUGUCUUAGAAAACGCAACGCCAGGGACUCACAUUAUAAGCGUAAAUGCUACGGACGCUGACAGUGGAUCAAACGGCUUGGUGACUUAUGCGUUUUCUAAUUUGAAAGGAAACUUAGCUGACACGUUUAACAUCGACAAGAACACUGGUAAAAUCACGGUUUCUGGACAAAUAGAUUAUGAAAAGGACAAAAAAUAUGAAAUAAGAAUUGAAGCUAAAGAUCAAGGAGGGUUGACGGAUCUCAGUAAGGUAAUAAUCGAUAUUGUAGAUGUUAAUGAUAAUGCACCGGUCAUAAGCGUCAUGUCCUUUUCUAGUCCUCUGUCUGAGGAUGCUCCAAUGGGCUCGACCGUAGCUGUUUUUAAUGCUAAAGACGCAGACUCGGAAAGGAACGGGCAGAUCACGUGCACCAUAGAUAGACAAUUGCCUUUCAAAAUAAAAUCAUCAUUAACUAAUUAUUAUUCGCUGGUUUCAGAUACAGCUUUCGAUCGUGAAAAAACAGAGGAGUACAACAUAACUAUUACUGCGACAGAUUCGGGUUCCCCGCACCUGUCAAGUGCCAUAAAGUUGCACCUUAAAAUUUCUGACGUUAAUGACAAUCCUCCUUCGUUUGAUAAGUUAAUUUAUACUGCUCUCAUCACAGAGAAUAAUUCACCUGGAAUGUCAAUAAUCACUGUCAGCGCACAGGACUCUGACUCCAAUCAAAAUGCGAGAAUCUCUUAUAUCUUAGAAGACACACAAAUCGGUGGUUUCCCAGUAUCUACUUACGUAUCUAUACAUUCUGAAACUGGGGUUCUGAGCGCGGUUCGCUCCUUUGAUUAUGAGCAGAUUAAAGAGCUUCAGCUGGUGGUCAAAGCGCAGGAUGGAGGCUCUCCUCCACUCAGUAGCAAUGUGACUGUGAAAAUACUGAUCCAGGACCAGAACGACAACCCUCCUCAGGUUCUGUACCCAGUCCAGACUGGUGGCUCUGUGGUGGCUGAAAUGGUGCCUCGUUCAGCAGAUGUGGGCUAUCUGGUGACUAAAGUGGUGGCUGUUGAUGUGGACUCUGGACAGAAUGCCUGGCUGUCCUAUAAACUGCAGAAAGCCACAGACAGGGCGCUGUUUGAAGUGGGCUUACAGAAUGGAGAAAUCAGAACUAUCCGCCAAGUCAGUGAUAAAGAUGCAGUCAAACAGAGACUGACUGUUAUAGUGGAGGACAACGGGCAGCCCUCUCGUUCAGCUACAGUCAUUGUCAACGUGGCGGUGGCGGACAGCUUCCCUGAAGUGCUGUCGGAGUUCACUGACUUUCCACACGACAAGGAGUACAAUGACAACCUGACUUUUUACUUAGUGCUGGCUCUGGCUGUAGUUUCCUUCCUCUUCAUCACCUGUUUAGUUGUUAUUAUAUCAGUGAAAAUCUACAGAUGGAGACAGUCUCGCAUCCUGUAUCACUCCAAUCUGCCUGUGAUUCCAUAUUAUCCACCACGUUACUCGGACACUUUGGGGACAGGGACUCUCCAACACGUGUACAAUUACGAGGUGUGCAGGACGACUGACUCCAGAAAGAGUGACUGUAAGUUCGGCAGAGCUGGUAGUCAGAACGUGCUGAUAAUGGACCCCAGUUCUACAGGAACGAUGCAGCGGAUUCAGAAUGAGAAGAGCAUCCUGGAUGAACCAGACUCUCCUCUAGAGGUCAGUUAA